AUGGCUGCCUCUACUUCCGUCCCUACCAAGGACCAGGUCCUCGUCCCUGAGACCCUCCUCAAGAAGCGCAAGAGCCAGGAGAAGGCCCGCGCUGAGCGCACCGCUGAGAUCGAGAAGCGCAAGAAGAUCAACAAGGAGAAGCGCACUGUUAUCUUCAAGCGUGCUGAGAAGUACGUCAAGGAGUACCGCGAUGCCGAGCGUGAGAAGGUCCGCCUCAACCGCCUUGCCAAGCAGGAGGGCAGCUUCCACGUUCCUGCCGAGGAGAAGUUGAUCUUCGUUAUCCGAAUCAAGGGUAUCAACAAGAUUGCCCCCAAGCCUCGCAAGAUCCUCCAACUCCUCCGUCUUCUCCAGAUCAACAACGGUAUCUUCGUCCGUGUCACCAAGGCCACCGCUGAGAUGAUCAAGAUCGUCGAGCCGUGGGUCGCUUACGGUUACCCCAACCUAAAGAGCGUCAAGGAGCUCAUCUACAAGCGUGGAUACGGAAAGGUCGACAAGCAGCGCAUCCCUUUGACUGACAACGCUAUCAUUGAGGAGAGCCUCGGCAAGUACGGCAUUGUCUGUAUCGAGGAUCUGGUCCAUGAGAUCUUCACCGUUGGCCCCAACUUCAAGCAGGCCUCCAACUUCCUGUGGCCCUUCAAGCUCAGCAACCCCAACGGCGGUUUCCGACCCCGCAAGUUCAAGCACUUCAUCGAGGGUGGUGACCUUGGUAACCGGGAGGACAAGAUCAACGCCCUGAUCCGACAAAUGAACUAA
Molecule: messenger RNA, 753 nt
Organism: Annulohypoxylon maeteangense
Lineage: Eukaryota; Fungi; Ascomycota; Sordariomycetes; Xylariales; Hypoxylaceae
Product: 60S ribosomal protein L7
Exons: 4
Coding region: 1-753 (250 amino acids)
Biological process (GO): maturation of LSU-rRNA from tricistronic rRNA transcript (SSU-rRNA, 5.8S rRNA, LSU-rRNA)
Cellular component (GO): cytosolic large ribosomal subunit
Molecular function (GO): structural constituent of ribosome; RNA binding
Source: RefSeq, a predicted model, not a curated record